CUCCACACAGGACACAGCAGGACAUCCUCAGAUUUGGACAAUCAUGGACGCCAUCAUCCGCUGUCCUUUCCUGUCCCGCGUCCCCCAGGCCUUCUUCCAGCAGGCGAGAAAGACUCUGGUUAGCUACGCUGUGAGAUGCCCCGUGAUGAUGGACCUGGCGUCCAGACCACUCGCCCGCUCCAUCUGCUCUUCUCCCUCCAGCUUCCAGAAGAGUGAUGAUAUCGUUAAUACGGAGGCUAAAACUGUCGCUGAAAUGCCAGCGGGUCACCUCAAGGUUCCAGCAGGAACGACGGCAUCCAAAUGCCCCUUCCUAGCAGCUGAAAUGAGGCAGAAUAACAGCAGCGUUGUGCGUGAGGCCAGCAUUGAUCUGCAGGAGGAUGUCUCCGAAAUCCGCACCAUGCAGCCAGAUGUGUCGGCAGCAGAGCUGAUUAAGAGCAUGAAACCUGAUGCAAGUCUGAUGAAGAAACUGAUGAAGCAACGUCCACCCAUGGUUUCACAUCUACUACAGGAGAACAUGCCAAAAUCUGUCUCCAACUUCCGUUAUGAUGAUUUCUUCGAGAAGAAGAUUGAGGAUAAGAAGAAUGACCACACAUACCGUGUGUUUAAAACGGUGAACCGGCGUGCCACAGAGUUCCCCAUGGCUGACGAUUACACGGAGUCUCUGAGUUACAAGCGAGACGUAUCGGUGUGGUGCAGUAACGAUUACCUGGGGAUGAGUCGCCACCCGCGUGUCGUCCAGACUGUGAUGGAUACAUUACAGAAGCAUGGCUCGGGUGCUGGAGGGACUCGGAACAUAUCAGGGACGAGCAAGUAUCACGUGGAUCUGGAGCACGAGCUCGCAGACCUUCACGGGAAAGACGCGGCACUGCUGUUCACUUCCUGUUUCGUGGCCAACGAUUCCACGCUGUUUACUUUGGCCAAAAUGCUGCCAGGGUGUGAGAUUUACUCGGAUGCCGGAAACCACGCUUCCAUGAUCCAGGGUAUACGAAACAGCGGUGCCAAAAAGUUCAUCUUUCGCCACAACGACGUGGAACACCUGCGCGAGCUCCUGGAAAAGUCUGAUCGAUCCACACCCAAGAUUGUGGCCUUCGAGACGGUGCACUCCAUGGAUGGUGCUGUUUGUCCCCUGGAGGAGAUGUGCGAUGUCGCUCACGAGUUCGGUGCGAUCACGUUCGUGGACGAAGUUCACGCUGUCGGUUUGUAUGGAGCGAGAGGGGGUGGGAUCGGCGACCGCGAUGGAGUCAUGCACAAGAUGGACAUAAUCUCUGGAACACUUGGUAAAGCGUUUGGGUGUGUAGGAGGCUACAUCGCCAGUACUAGCACGCUGGUGGACACGGUGCGUUCGUACGCCGCAGGCUUCAUCUUUACAACGUCUCUGCCACCCAUGCUGCUCGCUGGCGCUCGCGAGUCCGUCCGUGUCCUUAAGGGCGAGGACGGCCGGAUGUUACGCCGCAAACACCAGCGCAACGUCAAGCUGCUGCGGCAGAUGCUGAUGGACUCGGGGCUGCCAGUAGUCCACUGCCCCAGCCACAUCAUUCCCAUCCGGGUGUCAAACGCGGAGAAGAACACAGCAGUGUGUGACAUCAUGAUGAACCGCUACAACAUCUACGUCCAGGCCAUCAAUUAUCCCACUGUUGCCCGCGGGGACGAGCUUCUCCGCAUCGCCCCUACGCCGCAUCACGCACCGCAGAUGAUGAAAUACUUUGUCGAUAAGCUGCUAAAGGCAUGGCAGGAGGUGGGUCUGCAGCUGAAGCCUCACUCCUCGGGUGAGUGUAACUUCUGCCAGCAGCCGCUUCACUUCGAGCUGAUGAGCGAGAGAGAGCGUUCGUACUUCAGUGGUCUGAGUCAUCCCGUGUCCGCCUGCGCCUGACGACGCACAAAAACACAUGAACAUACCAGGCUGCAGCGGCGUUCCCUAACCACUGCAGAAAUAGAAAUUUUUACACGUUUAGAGAAAUGUCUAAUUGUGUGCACAAAAAAAAAUAAACCUUCCUGAGCACUA
Messenger RNA from Clarias gariepinus (North African catfish), 2002 nucleotides. RefSeq names its product aminolevulinate, delta-, synthase 1 (gene alas1). NCBI's taxonomy places the organism in Eukaryota, Metazoa, Chordata, Actinopteri, Siluriformes, Clariidae. Gene Ontology annotation, molecular function: pyridoxal phosphate binding; 5-aminolevulinate synthase activity. Gene Ontology annotation, cellular component: mitochondrial matrix; mitochondrion. Bases 44 to 1870 code for a protein of 608 amino acids. The record is from RefSeq and is a predicted model, not a curated record. The transcript has 11 exons. Gene Ontology annotation, biological process: heme biosynthetic process; hemoglobin biosynthetic process; erythrocyte development.